AAAAACAAUAACAACUUUUGACGGAUUCGUCCCCCCCCCCAAAAAAAAAAAGAAGCUUCUGGCGGAUUCCAUCAUCAUCUUGGUUUUUUUUUCGAGGACGACUCGUCAUGGCCUCGAGCAUGUCCUUGAGACGUCUGAAGGUCGUUGUUGUGGCCUUCGCGCUGGUCGUCCUCGUCGCUGAUGAGGUCGAAGGCGGAGUGGCAGCCAGGAGCGGGCAGUGUGCCCUCUACGGCGGCCGCUGCCUCCCCUCGGACGCCUGGGUCUGCCACGCCCUCGGGGGACCGGCGGCGUGCGCUGACGGAGGCGACGUCUGCUGUGAUGAAUGCCCCUUUAAGACGCGCUCGCAGUGCCUGGAGAACAACGGCAUCUGCAAAUCGACCUGCGCCCCCGACGAGCAAGCGUUGCAAGGCGGCUGCAGGGGAGACGGUUGCAUCUGCUGCGCCUCCUGCAGGAUCACGCCGAGUUGCCAGGCGAGGGGCGGGUCCUGCGUCAGGAACGUGACGGAUUGUCCUUCGGAAUUGGUCGACGGCGACGGCUGCGAGGGAGGCCAGUGCGCGUGCUGCCUGCCGCCGCCCGGAACCACCACGCAAUCGCCUCCAACCUGCAGUGGGGUCAAAGAAAUCAACUCAACCUACGGGGUCAUCAGCAUGGGGUCAGAGGUCAGCCUGUACGAGAACAACCUGGACUGCGAGUGGCGAAUCGAGGUCAGGCCGGGUCAUCAGCUGACCUUGGUGUGGCUGAGGAUGAACAUCGAGGACGAGGACGAGUGUGGUUUCGACUUUGUGGAGGUUCAAGGAGAAAGCGAAGAGAGCUCGAAAUUCUGCGGCUUCGAGCUUCCUUCUCCCCCAACGACCACGCACACGACCCCCGUUGUCGUUCGUUUCCACUCCGAUGCGUCUGUUGCUGGCACUGGCUUCGUCUUACUUCAUUACGUCAUACCAACGGAACGAGAAGUGACAUCACCUCCCCCUCCUCCUUCACCUCCUCCUCCCCCUUCCCCUCCCACUCCCCCUCCCCCUCCUCCGCUCUUCUGCAAUGGAUCAUACGAGAUAAGGGGCUUCUCGGGCAACAUCAGGGCUUCCUAUCUCCCCGUCUACGAGAACAACAUGGACUGCGAGUGGAAGGUGACGACGCCGGAGAAUUCCCUCGUCCGCUUCCACUUCAGGAGCUUCGACCUCGAGGACUCCACAGGCUGCGGCUUCGACUACCUGGAGCUGGAGGACCUGUCGGUGCCUGGUCUUAAUCUCACGGGGAGUCGUCUGUGCGGCAGCGAAGUCCCAGGUGAUAUCACGACCUUCGGCAACCAGGUCGUGGUCAGGUUCCACUCCGAUUCCUCUGUCAUGGGUCGCGGCUUCGUCCUCCACUUCGAUGCUGUGUUCGCCCGUCCUCCCCCUCCUCCACUCGUCUGCAAUGGGACAUAUGGAAUGAAUGGCCUCUCCGGCUACAUCAGGCCGACCUACAACGACACUUACGAGAAUUACAUGGACUGCGAGUGGAGGGUGACGACGCCGGGGAAUUCCCAGGUCCGCUUCCACUUCGAGAGCUUCGACCUGGAGAACUCCACAGGCUGCGGCUUCGAUUACCUGGAGCUGGAAGACCUGUCGAGGCCCGGUUUUAUUCUGACGGGUGGUCGUCUGUGCGGCAGCGAAGUCCCAGACGACAUCAACUCGGUCAGCAACCAGGUCGUAGUCAGGUUCCACUCCGAUUCCAUCGUCGUUGGCCGCGGCUUCCUCCUCCACUUUGAGACAGUCUUCAUCCCGCCUAUACCGCCUCCUCCCAUCUGUAAUGGAACAUACGAGUUCAACACCAUCGCCGGCUACAUCAGGCCGACCUACAACGGCACUUACGAGAACAACAUGGACUGCGAGUGGAGGGUGACGAUGCCGGGGAAUCUCCUCGCCCGCUUCCACUUCGAGAGCUUCGACCUCGAGGACUCCACAGGCUGCGGCUUCGACUACCUGGAGCUGGAGGACCUGUCGGUGCCUGGUCUUAAUCUCACAGGAGGUCGUCUAUGCGGCAGCGAAGUCCCAGACGACAUUUACUCCGUCAGCAACCAGGUCGUAGUCAGGUUCCACUCCGAUUCCUCCGUCGUUGGCCGCGGCUUCGUCCUCUACUAUGAGGUAGUCUACACCCUGCCUGCACCACCAUCACCACCCUCACCUCCUCCACCGACUCCACCGCCUCCACCGCCUCCACCCUUCUGCAAUGGAACAUACGACCUGACCGGUGACAACGGCUCCAUCACCCCCGGCCCCGUCAACGCCUCCUACGAGAAUAACAUGGACUGCGAGUGGCGGAUAACGACCUCCGAAGGCACCCAGGUCGUCCUCGAUUUCCACUUCUUCGACCUGGAGGCUGACCCGGACUGCAGAUUCGACUACCUGGAGGUGGAGGACCUGGCGACGGGUCUCUCUCUUGGAAGAGGGCGCAUGUGUGGUACCGACCUACCAGGAACCAUCCAGUCCUCCAGCAACCAAGUCGUAGUCAGGUUCCACUCCGAUUCCUCUGUCGUUGGCCGCGGCUUCGUCCUCGAUUUCAGCGCUCUCUCUUCCGUCGAAACAACCACUGCAAUCAACACGUAUUUUUGCAACGGAUCAGUUGCGCUGGAUUUAUACUUCGGUUCCAUCAGACCAACUCUGAACUCUUUGCUUUACGAUAACAACAUGGACUGCGAGUGGACUUUGACGACGCCGGAAGGAACCAUAAUUGUAUUCAACUUCAUGAGCUUCGACUUGGAGUACAGUGAAGAUUGCCUCUAUGAUUACUUGGAGCUGGAGGACCUGUCGAGACCUGGACAAUACCUCGGAGGGGGUCGUCUGUGUGGCAGCGAAGUCCCAGGCGACAUCUUCUCCUUCAGCAACCAGGUCGUAGUCAGGUUCCGGUCUGAUUCCUCCGUCGUUGGCUCCGGCUUCGUCGUCUACUUCGACAGCCUUUACUCCAGCAAAUCGACCACUCCGAGUAGGCCGACCACGCCAGGUAAAUGGACUCCUCCAGAAACGCCAUCCACUCGAGCGUCGUCCUCAACCCGACAGACUUACUGGCCGGAAAUCCUCCCCUCAGGGUCCUCGACGGGAACCUGGGAAGACACGACCACGCCAGGUGACUCGACCACGCCAGGUGACUCGACCACUCCAGGUGUAUGGACAGAAACGCCAUCCACUCGAGCAUCGUCCUCAACUCGACAGACUUACUGGCCGGAAAUCCUCCCCUCAGGGUCCUCGACGGGAACCUGGGAAGACACGACCACGCCAGGCACGCCACCCACAACGACUCCUGGGCGCGAGACGACCACCGCCUCCACAUUCACGACGAGAGUUUGGUUCGACACGACCACGCCAGGUGACUCGACCACAGGGUCCUCGACGGGAUCCUGGGUGGACACCACGCCCGCCCCCCUCUGCGCCGCCCACAGCUACCUGACAGCGCCCUCAGGGACCGUGAGCGCCUCCGCGGCCUCCUCGUACCCCAACGACCUCUCGUGCGAGUGGGAGGUCGUGGCGCCGGAGGACUCGACCAUCCAGUUCGCCUUCGUCGCCUUCGACGUCGAGUCCUGCAGCUCCUGCCUCUGCGAUUACGUCGAGCUGCUCGACGCGGCGGCGCCCGAGCGGCCUCUGGGCGGAUCCCGCCUGUGCGGCGCCGCGCUCCCCGCCCCCGUGGCCUCGCUCAGCAACCGCGUCCGCGUCCGCUUCGUCACCGACUUGUCCGUCGGCAACAAAGGCUUCGAACUCCGCUACCAAUUCGUCAGCGCCGGCACGCCACCCACAACGACCCCUGGGCGCGAGACGACCACCGCCUCCACAUUCACGACGAGAGUUUGGUUCGACACGACCACGCCAGGUGACUCGACCAUAGGGUCCUCGACAGGAUCCUGGGUGGACACCACGCCCGCCCCCCUCUGCGCCGCCCACAGCUACCUGACGGCGCCCUCAGGGACCGUGAGCGCCUCCGCGGCCUCCUCGUACCCCAACGACCUCUCGUGCGAGUGGGAGGUCGUGGCGCCGGAGGACUCGACCAUCCAGUUCGCCUUCGUCGCCUUCGACGUCGAGUUCUGCAGCUCCUGCCUCUGCGACUACGUCGAGCUGCUCGACGCGGCGGCGCCCGAGCGGCCUCUGGGCGGAUCCCGCCUGUGCGGCGCCGCGCUCCCCGCCCCCGUGGCCUCGCUCAGCAACCGCGUCCGCGUCCGCUUCGUCACCGACUUGUCCGUCGGCAACAAAGGCUUCGAACUCCGCUACCGAUUCGUCAGCGCCGGCACGCCACCCACAACGACCCCUGGGCGCGAGACGACCACCGCCUCCACAUUCACGACGAGAGUUUGGUUCGACACGACCACGCCAGGUGACUCGACCAUAGGGUCCUCGACAGGAUCCUGGGUGGACACCACGCCCGCCCCCCUCUGCGCCGCCCACAGCUACCUGACGGCGCCCUCAGGGACCGUGAGCGCCUCCGCGGCCUCCUCGUACCCCAACGACCUCUCGUGCGAGUGGGAGGUCGUGGCGCCGGAGGACUCGACCAUCCAGUUCGCCUUCGUCGCCUUCGACGUCGAGUUCUGCAGCUCCUGCCUCUGCGACUACGUCGAGCUGCUCGACGCGGCGGCGCCCGAGCGGCCUCUGGGCGGAUCCCGCCUGUGCGGCGCCGCGCUCCCCGCCCCCGUGGCCUCGCUCAGCAACCGCGUCCGCGUCCGCUUCGUCACCGACUUGUCCGUCGGCAACAAAGGCUUCGAACUCCGCUACCGAUUCGUCAGCGCCGACCGGACAGCCCUGCCAAUGACAUCAUAAGGUGUUAAAUCCAGUGUGACGGAUAACGAACGUAUAACAAAUUUCUUGACGAGGAAAAUGAAUUGGUAAAUAAAAGUGUUGAUUAUUAUUGGAAGGCAUUUACAUAAUGAAAAUAAUUUGUGCAACACGAAUAGAAACACAACAUUGCAAUUGAUGUUUGUUGAUUUAUCACUCUGUGGGGGAAAAAAAUGUACUAAUUUCUUAAUAAGAAUUGAAAAGAAUAUAAAAAAUCUUCGCUAAUCUUAAUCUGUUAAAACAAUAUCUCGUUUUAAACACAUUUUCUAUAAUUGGAAAAUUUUGUUUUAAUCGAUAUAGCAACUGAUUUUCUCUAUUCUAAUUAAAGAGAGAUUGGGAACAUAUUAUUUAAAUUCCUUUAUCAUUGUGUUGCCACUAAACAAAAAAAUAAUUAUCAAAAUAAACAAUUGAGAAGUAGA
Penaeus chinensis is the source of this 5209-nucleotide messenger RNA. Its product is annotated as cubilin-like. The coding region runs from base 108 to 4775 and encodes 1555 amino acids. The transcript has 30 exons. The record is from RefSeq and is a predicted model, not a curated record. NCBI's taxonomy places the organism in Eukaryota, Metazoa, Arthropoda, Malacostraca, Decapoda, Penaeidae.